CAAAAUAAAUGGUGUUCUGUGACAUAAAUUUGUUUUGAUUAUAUGGCUCUCAUGCCAUUACUUAUUUUGUCAACAUCAAACAAUCAACUCUCCAAAAAUUUGAACAUUUUUCAUGAUGGAGUUUAGUUGCAAACUUAUUCUGCAUCUUCCGGUUUUGAUGAUGUUAUUUGUACAUGAAAGUGAAGCCGUUAGAUGUUACCAGUGUAGUUCUGCAGAAGAUAAAAAAGGCGAAGACAAUUGCGGAGCUUAUAGGAAAUUCGAUAAAUGGAGUCACAUUGCAGUUGAGUGCAAUAGUGAGGAGAGCCACAUGCCUGGUUCAUUUUGCAUGAAGGUCACACAACAGAGCCCUAAGGGGUUUAUUUGGAAUGGGCGGUGGAGACAAGUAAUAAGACGCUGUGCUUCAGUUGCUGACACUGGAGUUACAGGAGUAUGUAACUGGGGUGUGUACGAAAAUGGGAUUUAUUGGGAAGAAUGUUACUGUUCAGAAGAUGAAUGUAAUUCCAGUAAUACAAAUGUUUUAUCAGUGGGUUUGCUUUUGCUUUGUUUAAUUAUAUUUAGGUACCAUUAAUCUAUGCAAAGUGGUAUAUAAUAUAACAGACAUUGUUAAGACUGCGGGUAUCCGUCCAUUUUUAUAAAGUAUUUUUAUGUCCUUGUGUAACUUUUAACAAUAUAUUUUAUAAAAAUGUU
Molecule: messenger RNA, 687 nt
Organism: Cylas formicarius (sweet potato weevil)
Lineage: Eukaryota; Metazoa; Arthropoda; Insecta; Coleoptera; Brentidae
Exons: 3
Coding region: 113-568 (151 amino acids)
Biological process (GO): regulation of synaptic transmission, cholinergic; positive regulation of voltage-gated potassium channel activity; sleep
Source: RefSeq, a predicted model, not a curated record